Molecule: messenger RNA, 10116 nt
Organism: Spea bombifrons (plains spadefoot toad)
Lineage: Eukaryota; Metazoa; Chordata; Amphibia; Anura; Pelobatidae
Product: ranBP2-like and GRIP domain-containing protein 4
Exons: 29
Coding region: 109-9546 (3145 amino acids)
Biological process (GO): NLS-bearing protein import into nucleus
Cellular component (GO): cytoplasm; nuclear pore
Molecular function (GO): protein binding; GTPase activator activity
Source: RefSeq, a predicted model, not a curated record
CUGGAUUGAGCGCGUUUCGGGAAGUUUUCGUUUGCUUUUCUUGGAAGCCGGGGCCGCGUGUCCUGUCACAGGCGUAACCGUGGAGUAAUAUUCGAAGAUACCGGCAACAUGAGGCGAAGUAAACCGGAGCUUCAGCAAUAUAUAGAGUCCGUGCAUAACAGCGCCGCAUCCCCCCGGGAGAAAUCAUUGAAAGGAUUUCUUAUUGCAAAGCUCUACUAUGAAGCUAAAGACUAUGAACUAGCCAAAAGGAGUGUAUCUUCAUAUAUUAAUGUUCAGGAAAGGGAUCCAAAAGCACACAGAUUCCUUGGACAACUUUUUGAAAAUGAGGGCAAUAUUGAAAGAGCUGUUGGCUGUUACAAGCGGUCUUUGGAGCUUAACCCUACUCAAAAGGAUCUCGUCCUCAAAAUUGCAGAGUUGAUUUGUAGCAUCAGUGUCACAGAUGGCAGGGCAGUAUACUGGGUAGAAAAAGCAUCUAAGCUCUUCCCUGGAAAUCCAGUUGUUUAUAGGCUUAAGGAACAGCUGCUAAAUUCCCAAGGAGAAGUUGGCUGGAACCAGUUGCUUGAUUUGAUACAGUCUGAACUGUUUGCACGUCCUGAUGAUGUCCAUGUGAAUAUCAGACUAGUUGAACUAUUUCGAUCAAAUAAGAGGCUUGAUGAAGCAGUUUCCCACUGCCUUAAACCAGAGAAGAGACCUUUGCGCUCUAAUCUAGAUUGGUGUUCCUGUGUUUUAUCAGUCUUAAAGGAGUAUCUGGCAUCCCAUCAAGGCUCUGAUAAGAGCAAAUGGAGAACAAUCAACAAAGAACUGUUACUUGCUCAUGCUGAUGUGGUUGUUCUGACACUUUCAACACGAGAUGUUCAGGAAAGCAAAGAAGCACUUGAAAGUUUUGACCAGGCCCUGCUUGCAGUUAAACCUUUUGUGAAUGGAGCGGAUGACCUGUCUGGGACAUUUAUUGAAAUGAGAGGGCACUACUACAUGCAUGCUGGAACCCAGCUUCUGAAAAUGGCACAACAUGGGGAAGUUAAAUGGAAGCCAUUGUUAGAACCUGCUCUUCUUUGUUACCUGCUAGCCUUCCAGGUUCCAAAGCCAAAAAGUAAAUCGAUUAAGGGAGAGGAAAAUGGACAGAAUAUUCUGGAAGGUUUAGCUUGUGACCGUCAGAGUCAGUCUGGACAUUUGUUGCUGUUACUAAGCAGUGGCAAAGAUGAAUUUCUAAGUGAAGUUAUUGAAACAUUUGCUAACAGAAGCGGUCAAUCUAUUUUGCUAAAGUUUUUGUUUGGGGACCAUCUGACAAUGGAGAACUCUUUCAUGGGCAGUGAUAAUAUAUCAAACAUUAGCAGCCAGCCACCUGAUGUCAAUGACCUAAAUCGAUUUGACCAUGGUGCUGUACGAAUGCACAGUGGUAGUCUUCAGCAUCUGAUAUGGCUUGGGCUGCAGUGGUGUUUUACAUUAUCUUUGCCUGCUUUCCGCAAAUGGCUUAAGCAUCUUUUCCCUCGGCUGCCUCAGGAAACUUCAAGAAUUGAAUCAAAUACUCCCGAAUCACUUUGCAUUCUUGAUCUUGAGGUUUUCUUGCUGGGAGUCGUCUACACUAGUUAUAUUCAACUGCAAGAUAAUCUUAAUACGUCAAAUGAUAUACACCAACCUCGUUGCCUCCCCCUGCCAAUUUGCAAACAGCUCUUUACAGACAGGCAGAAGUUGUGGUGGGAUGCAGUUUACAGCCUUAUUCACAAAAAAGCAUUGCCGGGUUCUUCAGCAAAACAUCGUCUUGUGAUACAACAUGAUCUUAAUACCUUGAGAGCCUUAGAAAAGCACGGUCUGCAGCCUGCUGUUAUUAUACACUGGGCAAGAAGUCUUCUUACCACUGGAAAUGGUCUGAAUUCCUUUUAUGACCAAAGGGAGUACAUGGGACGCUGUGUUCACUACUGGAAGAAAGCGCUGCCGCUCCUAGACCUUGUGAAGCAGAAAAAGAGCAUCCCCGAACCAGUUGACCCUCUGUUCAAACAUUUUCACAGCAAAGAUAUCAAGGUUUCUGAAGUAGCAGACCUGGAAGACGAAGCUGCUAUUGCUUUUGCAAAACUAAAUUUUGUUGAAGGAAGAACAGAUGAUGCCAUACAGGCAUUUGAAGCUGUUAAGAAUGUUGUUUCAUACUGGAACCUUGCCUUGGUAUACCAGAGGAAAGCAGAGGAGAUUGAAAAUGAUGGGCUGUCUUCUGAAGAACAGGGGGAGUAUUUGAACUGCAUGCAGAAAUGCAAGUCUUAUUUAUUAAAGACUCUCGAGGAAUGCUCACAAGAUCCAUCUGUGGAAGCAAGGCUUCCUGUGCCAUUAGAAGCAGUGAAUGAAAUGUUGGACGCAGUAAGACAAAGUCUUGGUGAUCCUGAAGAACAAAGCCCAGACUUUAGACAUAAUCAUUCCUUUGGGACUGCUUCUGGAAUGAAACACUCUACACCAUCUCCAUCAAAGUUAUCUGCUUCUCCUAGCAAAAUGGCAUCGUUUUCAUCGAAGACACCGCCACGCUGGGCUGAAGAUCAAAAAUCGAUACUUGAGGAUCUCUGUCAUCAAGUUGAAGCCUUAAAGAAAGAAGUCCAGGACCUGAGACUGAAUAGUUCUUUGAGCAAUGUUUCUCAUCGAUGGCCGGCUGAAGGCUAUGGUACUGAGACAGCUACUGAUGGAUACACAGGCCCCCAGAGUUUCUAUGCAGUGCCACUAACAGUCUCCACUACAGGACCUGCAGCCUACUAUGGUCAGUCCUCGGCAUACAAUUCUCAGCAUCUUCUUAGACCAGCUUCCAAUGUUACACCUACUAAGACAUCAAUGUAUGCAAUGAACAGACUGACUCCUCAACAGCACAUGUAUGCAUAUCCACAACAAACACAUACUCCUCCAGCUCCAAGCACAGCUACAUGUGUGUUCCCUCCAGAAGUAUAUGGGCCACCCUUACGUUAUGAAACUUCAGCAACCGGGAUCAUAUCACCUCACAGUGAAGAAUAUUACAACUAUGGGCUUCCUCAAGCAAGCACAAACCCACCCCUACCUGAACCAGGUUAUUUCACUCAACCAUCUCUUGUACUUCAGCCAUCUAAGUCAGAAGGUACAAAAGGUAUGGCAUUUGGGAAAAAUUGCUACGGCCCAACAAUGGUAAAUGAAGGGCCUAAACCAUCCAAUUUCCCUCCGAUGCAGUCAACCCCAGCAUCCACUUUCAAAUUCAACUCUAACUUUAAGUCAAAUGAUGGAGAUUUCACAUUCUCUUCUUCUCAUGGUGGGGCACCAUCAAAUGCCACGUUUCCUGACAGUGAGUGCCUGCUAAAGCUGUUGACAUCUGAUAAACAAGUUCUAGAACAAGGGAAGCAAUCUAGUGAUGAAGUUAAGAGUCUCUUCAGAUUUGGUGAUAGAGGCUUUUCAGCCAAUAUUAAUUCUAGUCCUGGUCAGGAGAAGACUUCAACUAACUUCAGUCAAGGUGAUGGUGGUGUAUUUGGUUUCCAGACUCCUGGAAGGUCGACAUAUGUGCCUCCAGGGUUUGGUACACAAGGAAAGGAUGCUCACAAUCAGAGUGUGGAGUCUGAUGCAGGAAGUGAACAAGCAGCUGAUGAUGAUGGACCACAUUUUGAGCCAGUAGUACCAUUACCAGAAAAGAUUGAAGUGAAAACUGGUGAAGAAGAGGAGGAAGAAAUGUUCUGCAAUAGAGCAAAACUAUUCCGCUUUGAUGUAGAUUCUAAAGAAUGGAAAGAAAGAGGUAUAGGAAAUGUCAAGAUUUUGAGACACAGAGUAUCUGGCAAACUACGCCUUCUCAUGAGACGAGAGCAAGUGUUAAAAAUUUGCGCAAACCACUACAUAAAUUCAGAUAUGAAACUGAUGCCAAAUGCUACAUGUGAUAAGUCCUAUGUAUGGCACGCCUAUGACUAUGCCGAUGAAAUGCCAAAAUAUGAACAGCUUGCUAUCCGCUUUAAAACAAAAGAUGAAGCCUUGCACUUUAAAAAGAAGUUUGAAGACGCACAAAAACUCCUGGAAAAUAUUGAAUCUAAUUUAAGUGUGACUCCAGGAACAGACACCAAAAAUUCUGGAAACACUGGGAGUGCAGGCUCUGUUAAGGACACUAAAUCAAAAACAGCAACAGCACCUUUAGGCAUACUCGCCUCUACUGUUGCAUUAAACAAGGAAGCUAAUGUUCCCCCAGCUUCCAAGUCUCCUGCAACUUCUAUAAGUAAAACACAGCCCACAGGAUCAGACUUCACAUUUAGUCUGAAGAAUAUUUCCUCCAACUCAGUAAGUCAGGCGAUUAAAACGCAAAGUACAAGUAACGGAACUGCACCUCCUGUUGUGUCAGCAUCUGGCUUCAAGUUUGGUUCCAGUGAAGUCAUUAGCAAAGCUCCCAGUAACAGCCUGGAAACCAUGUUUGCUCGAAAAGCUGGUGAAUGGGACUGCAAUGUGUGUCUGGUUAGAAAUAAAGAAUCGGCUGUUACCUGCGCCUCCUGCCAGACUCCAAACCCAAGUUCCAAAUCUAGCACAAACGCUAAUGCAACACAAUCCAAGUUCACAUUUGGCCUGGAAAACAAUUCCUGUAAACCUGUAGGGCAGGCGGUCAAACCACAGAGUACAACUAAUGCAACGGCACCUCCUGUUGUGUCAGCAUCUGGCUUCAAGUUUGGCUCCAGUACAGUCAUUGGCAAACCUCCUAGUAGCAGCCUGGAAACCAUGUUUGCACGCCAAGCUGGUGAAUGGGACUGCAACGUGUGUCUGGUUAGAAAUAAAGAAUCUGCCGUUACCUGCGCCUCCUGCCAGGCUCCAAACCCAAAUCCCAAGUCUGGCACAACAGCUAAUCCUCCACAAUCCAACUUCACAUUUGGCCUGGAAAAUAACUCCUCUAAACUAGCAGGGCAGGCAAUCAAACCACAGGGUACAACUAAUGCAACUGCUCCUGCGGUUGUGACAACAUCUGGCUUCAAGUUUGGCUCCAGUACAGUCAUUGGCAAACCUCCUAGUAGCACCCUGGAAACCAUGUUUGCACGAAAGGCUGGUGAAUGGGACUGCAACGUGUGUCUGGUUAGAAAUAAAGAAUCUGCAGGUACCUGCGCCUCCUGCCAGACUCCAAACCCAAAUUCCAAAUCUGGCACAGCAGUUAAUCCUCCGCAGCCCAACUUCGCAUUAGGCAUGGAAAUGAAUUCCUCUAAACCAGUAGGGCAGGAAAUCAAACCACAGAGUUCAACUAAUGCAACAGCACCUCCUGUUGUGUCAGCAUCUGGCUUCAAGUUUGGCUCCAGUACAGUCAUUGGCAAACCUCCUAGUAGCAGCCUGGAAACCAUGUUUGCACGAAAAGCUGGUGAAUGGGACUGUAAUGUGUGUCUGGUUAGAAAUAAAGAAUCUGCAUGUACCUGCGCCUCCUGCCAGACUCCAAACCCAAAUUCCAAAUCAACUACUGCAACAGCACCUGCUGUUGUGACAUCUGGUACAGCAGGUCCGACUAAUGCGACAGUACCUGCUGUUACAACAUCUGGCUUCAAGUUUGGUUCCAGUACAGUCGUCGGCAAACCACCUAGUAACAGCUUGGAAACCAUGUUUGCACGAAAAGCUGGUGAAUGGGACUGCAACGUGUGUCUGGUUAGAAAUAAAGAAUCUGCAGGUACCUGCGCCUCCUGCCAGACUCCAAACCCAAAGAGUACAACUAAUGCAACGGCACCUGCUGUUGGGACAUCUGGCUUCAAGUUUGGCUCCAGUACAGUCAUUGACAAACCUCCUAGUAGCAGCCUGGAAACCAUGUUUGCACGAAAAGCUGGUGAAUGGGACUGUAACGUGUGUCUGGUUAGAAAUAAAGAAUCUGCAGGUACCUGCGCCUCCUGCCAGACUCCAAACCCAAAUUCCAAAUCAACUACUGCAACAGCACCUGCUGGCACAACAUCUACUCCAACAGAGUCUAACUUCACAUUUGGCUUGAAAAAUAAUUCCACUAAGCCUGAAGGGCAGGCUGCCACAGAGUUUAAAUGCAAUUUCCCUGGAAAAGAUUUUAAGUUUGGCACUAGUGAAGUAAAAUCUUCAUCUUUCAGUUUCAAACCACCUGUUAAUGAAGAAACAAAGCCUACACAGGAGAGCUUUGGAUUUUCAACGCCAGCCAACUCAAAUUUCAAGUUUGGUCUUCUGGAAUCAAGUAAGAAUGAGCAGAAACCAAAAGAAACUACCGGUGGUCUAAUAGGUGCCCUAUUAAGUGAUGUGAAGGUGCCUGUUGCUCCAACUCAAACUGGUACAGCUUCUGAGGAAACCAAACAGAAACAAAGUGGUGAUCUAAUACUUGGUCAAACUGUAAAUAGCUUUUCCUUUGCGGAUCUUGCAACUAAUUCGGGCACUGAAGGUUUUGCAUUUGGUAAAGCAGAUCCCAAUUUUCAAGGCUUUACAAGGGCAGGUGAAAAACUGUUUGUCUCUAGCAAUAAGGGCGACCAAGCGAACACUUCCAAUGAUCAGGAGCCUGCAGAGGAACUUUACAACACUGAUGAUCGUGAUGACAUCCAUUUUGAACCUAUUGUACAGCUUCCUGAUAAAGUGGAACUUGUGACUGGAGAAGAAGAUGAGAAGGUCCUCUAUUCACAAAGAGUAAAAUUAUUCAGGUUUGAUGGUGAAAUAGGCCAGUGGAAAGAACGCGGUGUGGGUACGUUAAAGAUACUUAAAAAUGAAGUCAAUGGAAAACUCAGAAUACUCAUGAGGAGAGAACAAGUGUUGAAAGUGUGCGCAAACCAUUGGAUAACAACCACCAUGAACCUGAAACCGUUACUCGGCUCUGAUCGAGCUUGGAUGUGGAUGGCUAAUGACUUUUCUGACGGAGAUGCAAAACUAGAGAACUUGGCAGCGAAGUUUAAAACUCCAGAGCAAGCUGAAGACUUCAAAAGCAAAUUUGAAGCAUGUCAGCGUCUACUAUUGGAUAUUCCUUUGCAAACACCGCAUAAGCUUGUGGACACUGGAAGAACUGCCCGUUUGAUACAAAAAGCUGAAGAGAUGAAAAGUGGACUAAAAGACUUAAAAACAUUCUUAACAGAUCAGAAACCUUUAGAUGAAGGGUGCACGACUGGUGCGGUAAAGAGUCCACCUGAGGCCACAAAGCCUUCAUUUGACAAAGGAGAAGAUGAAGAUUCAGUGGGAGAAAGCUUAGAUGAUUCUGUGUAUGGAUCUCCAUUGGCAGAUAGCCCAGAGAAGAAAAAUCUCUUUCGGUUUGGACAAUCCGCCGCCGGUUUCAAUUUUAGUUUCCAACCAGUUCCAAGCCCAUCAAAGUCUCCAACCAAGUUAAACCAGAGCAGAGUGUCUGUGGGAACAGAUGACGAGUCCGACCUCACCCAAGAAGAAGAGCGAGAUGGACAGUAUUUUGAACCAGUUGUGCCUUUGCCAGAUUUGAUUGAAGUCACCAGCGGCGAAGAAAACGAGCAGCCCCUUUUCUGCAACAGAGCUAAGCUAUACAGGUUUGAUAAAGAAACUAAUCAGUGGAAAGAGAGGGGCAUUGGUGACUUAAAGAUAUUACAGAACUAUGACAGUAAAGCUGUCAGAGUGGUAAUGAGGCGGGAUCAAGUGUUAAAGUUAUGUGCUAAUCAUCGCAUUACAGCAGACAUGAACUUACAGCCCAUGAAUGGUGCAGAAAGAGCCUGGGUGUGGACCGCGCAUGACUUUACCGAGGGAGAGGGCAAAGUUGAAUUUUUUGCUGUUCGUUUCAAGCUUCAAGAAGCUGCAGACCUCUUCAAAGAAGUGUUCGAGGAUGCAAAACAAGCCCCCUCUAAAGAAAGUUUGCUCACUCCUCGGUCUUCCCGUACUUCAACACCAAAGGCAUCGCCAUGUGGAAAAGCUGCAGUGGCCCUUUUUGAAGAAGCCACAAGAGAGAGAACGGACCAACAAUCUGCAGAUGAUGUUGACUCUCAGGCAGAAUGUAGCGUGUCAAGUUCAUCAGAGCAGUCCUCAAAAGUUGUGGUCUCCCCACCUAAGUUUGUGUUUGGGUCUGAAGCAGUGAAAAAUAUAUUUGGUACUGAGAAGCCGAAGCCCUUUACAUUUGGAAACACAGCAAGCACAGGAUCGCUGUUUGGUUUCAGCUUUAAUUCAUCGAUGACUGAGAACGGUGAACAGAAGCAAGCGCCACAACCUGCAGCAAGUCCUGAAGAACCCGCACAAACCGGGGGUGUACAGGAAACAUCCACUACAAAGGCCACCCAUAGCACUGUACAAAACCCUACAGUAUCCUCCUCAUCAUCACUGACGGGGCCAUCAACAUUAACGCAGUCUAUGCCUGCAAGAGCCAACAACGUCGGUGCUUCUGAGACGGGGACCUCCCCUGAAGUAAUAUUUGUGUAUGAGCGGACUCCCACGCCAGAGCAGAAAGCUCUGGCAGAAAGGCUCCUGCUUCCACACACCUUCUUCUGCUACAAGAACAAGCCGGGCUACAUCAGCGAUGAGAGUGACGUUGAUGAUGAGGACUUUGAGACUGCUGUUAAGAAACUCAAUGGACGGCUUUAUCCAGAGACUUCGGAAGGCAAGGCAGCUCUGCAGAUGACUGAGUCAGGCUCCAGCCAUCAAUCUACCACUGAGACUGAGGAAGUAUGUGAGAUUGUUUGGGAGAAGAAACCUACCCCUGAACAGAAGGCUAAAGCAGACAGCCUAAUGUUGCCUCCAACCUUUUUCUGUGGUGUUACCGGUGAAACAGAUGAUGAUGAAAAGGAAAACUCUGAAGACUUCGUGUCGGCUGUUAGGAAUAUUAAAAAGGCUGAAGAACUCAAGCAAGAAGCUAAAAUAAGUAGUACAUGUGGUGUGGAGGGUGAGAGGGCAGAUGUCUCUUCACGUCCCACUAAACAUGUAGAGAAACCAGAUUCCACUGCAGGAGGUGCUGCAGAACCUGUGGACUUAUCAUCUAAAGUUGAAAAUGUCAAGCCAGACUCAACCAGCAAAGGAUUUGGUGAGAUUAAAUUUUCCUUUGGACUCAACUCUGGCUCAGGUUUGUCCUUUGCAGACCUGGCCUCUAACAAUUCUGGGGACUUUGCCUUUGGCUCUAAAGAUACAAAUUUCCAGUGGGCUAACACUGGGGCAGCUGUGUUCGGCUCUGUUGCACAAAGCCAUAAGGGAGAGAAUGAGGAUGACGGUAAUGAAGAGGUGGUGCACAGUGAUGAAGUAUACUUCGAGCCCAUUGUGUCUUUGCCAGAGGUGGAAGUAAAGUCAGGAGAAGAAGAGGAGGAGAUCCUGUUUAAGGAAAGAGCAAAGCUGUACCGUUGGGAUAGAAAUGUCAGUCAGUGGAAAGAGCGAGGAGUGGGAGAGAUAAAGAUUCUCUUCCACAAUGAAAAGAAAUAUUACCGUGUUCUGAUGAGGAGAGAUCAAGUGCUGAAAGUUUGUGCCAACCAUGUGAUCUCAAAAGCCAUAAAGCUCAGUCCCUUAAAUACAACAAACAACGCUCUAGUCUGGACUGUUACUGACUAUUCUGAAGGCGAAGGGAAAGUUGAACAAUUUGCAGCCAGGUUCAAAACCCAAGAGUUGGCAGAUUCCUUCCAGAGGAAGUUUGAGGAGUGCCAGCAGAACUUGCCGGAAGAGAAGGAAGAGUCGUCUUGAUUGCCACAACACAAACAUUGAAAGCAGAGGCUUGCUGUCUUGUCACAAGCUUAUUUGUCGAUAUCUGUCUUAUGUUUUGACUGAAUUUCCAGUGGCCUAUAAAUCUUUGCUAGAUUUAUAUUAUCUGUCAUUGGAAAAUGCUUUUUGAAAACAGAGUAUAGAUAGAUUGUUGUGAGGGUGUUCAAAUUGUAUUAUUGGUAACUGUGGGUUAGGUUUCCACUCUUAGUGACUUGGGGACCAUACUUUUGAAUUAGGGACUGAGCAUUACUGUUCAGGGGACUCCUAGAUAAGUAGCAAAUAGUUUAAUUACUGACCCUACUUUGUUUCCAUAUCUCACAUAAACCAUCUUAAGUGAGACAGUUAUUCUUUAACACAUCAAUACAUAAUCUAAUAAGUAACUGCUCUCUGGUUGAGCAUCCUCUAGUCUAUAACACAUAUUAAAACCUAAUGAAAAUAAGUAACCGUAAAUGGAUUUACAUUUGUGUAAGCAAAUCACUUGUGUGCUUGUUUUCAUAUACAAGCAAAUAUUUUUUAAAUGUUUGUGUUGUAAAUAAAGUUUGAUCUGAGUUA